This is a messenger RNA of Colius striatus (speckled mousebird), 363 nucleotides long. RefSeq names its product chromosome 1 C3orf85 homolog (gene C1H3orf85). Bases 1 to 363 code for a protein of 120 amino acids. The transcript is spliced from 4 exons. Lineage: Eukaryota; Metazoa; Chordata; Aves; Coliiformes; Coliidae. The record is from RefSeq and is a predicted model, not a curated record.
AUGUCUCUGAAAAUGUUUCAAAUUUUGGUGUCUGCUCUUCUGUUUACAGCUUCCAUUUCAGGUGUCCUUGGAGCACCUUUUCUGACAGAAGAAUCAGCAAAUCAGUUUAUACGACUUAAACGGCAAAUACCAUACUCUCAGAACUACUGGGACCCAAGCAGCGGCCAGAAUACAUGGGUAUACGCUCUCACUAAACAGGUUAGUGAAUCGUGGAAAGCUUUGAGAGAAACAGCACAAUACUACAUGGACUUGGGAUCUUCUGCACUUGAGCCUUCAAUUGCCAGCAACAACAUCAGAUCUUACAUGGACAUGCUACAACAGUCUGGGACUCAACUCCAGCAACAGACAAAGAUGAGCUAUUAA